AUGCUUUUUCUGCCUUAUCAUUGUUUGGAUCUGUCCAUUAUGAUGUUCGUCUCUGGAGAGACUGCCGAGCCUUCUGUUGAGACUACUACCUUGAUUGAAGAAAUCGUCCGCCAACAGGUCGUGGAAAUUCUCGUCCGCAGCACGCAGCUAGCGACUCGUCGUGGAGUCCGCUCCAUUUCAACUGAUGACUUGAUUUUCCUGAUUCGGCAUGACAAAGCCAAAGUCUCACGGUUGAAGACCUUUCUUUCUUGGAAAGACGUUCGUAAGAACGUGAAGGACUCCGACGACAAGGGAGGCGCGGACGCGGCCGACUUUGCCGGCGCCGACGACCCUAUCGCUGGCGGCGUCGUGGCCGGACCGCAGGAUGUUGCGUCAAAGCCCAAGAACAAGAGGGCCCGCGUCGGUCUAGCGUGGGACGUGAACAGUUUCUAUUCGGUGCAGGUCCCGGAACGGGAAGACGAAGAAGACGAAGAGGAGGAAGAACAGAACUAUGCGACGCUCCAGCGUCUUGCGGCGGCGGACGAGCGCACCAAAAACAUGACCAAGGAAGAAUACGUCUUCUGGUCUGAAUGUCGCCAGGCGUCCUUUACCUAUCGCAAAAGCAAGCGUUUCCGGGAAUGGGCCGGUUUUGGUAUUGUGACGGAAUCGAAGCCUAACGACGACAUCGUGGACAUCCUCGGAUUUCUUACCUUCGAAAUCGUUCAAACCUUGACAGAGGAGGCUCUCAAGGUCAAGGAGCGUGAGGACCGCGAGAAGAACCGUCGCGGGGGAGCCGAGAAUGGCGCCGGCGAGAAUACGAAAAAGCGCAAGCGCGAGACUGGUCUCUUCGAUCCGCCCGAGGAAGGACGGACGCCCGUCGAGCCGAGACACAUCCGAGAGGCUUAUCGUAAGCUCCAAGCUACGCCAAACAAGAAUGUUGCGAUGCUCUUACACAACGGACGGACGCCCGCGCGCAUGCCCCUAAGACUGAUCUAG
Molecule: messenger RNA, 975 nt
Organism: Aspergillus terreus NIH2624
Lineage: Eukaryota; Fungi; Ascomycota; Eurotiomycetes; Eurotiales; Aspergillaceae
Product: transcriptional regulator SPT3
Exons: 4
Coding region: 1-975 (324 amino acids)
Biological process (GO): transcription by RNA polymerase II
Cellular component (GO): SAGA complex
Molecular function (GO): transcription coregulator activity; protein heterodimerization activity
Source: RefSeq, a predicted model, not a curated record